AUGCAGAUUUUUGUGAAAACCCUCACGGGGAAAACCAUCACGCUCGAAGUCGAAAGUAGCGACACCAUCGACAACGUCAAGGCCAAAAUUCAGGACAAGGAAGGCAUCCCGCCUGAUCAACAACGCCUUAUUUUCGCCGGUAAACAGCUUGAAGAUGGUCGCACACUAAGCGACUAUAAUAUUCAAAAAGAGAGCACUCUUCACUUGGUGCUACGUCUACGCGGUGGCGCGAAGAAGCGCUGCCAGUUUGGCUCUGGUACAGAGCAGCAUUGUCGGGAUGCUGCUAUUCAGAUUGUCGGUGAAUGUCCACACUGCACCCUGAAGUUUUGUGGAAGACAUCGUCUGCCGGAAACACACAAUUGCGCCAAACAAGAGCAAGUCAGGAAUGCUGCUUUUACGGCCAACAAGCAAAAACUCGAGAGCGAGCGCACCGCUGGAACUCGUGGCCUCGCGCACUAA
Malassezia globosa CBS 7966 is the source of this 459-nucleotide messenger RNA. RefSeq lists its product as uncharacterized. Gene Ontology annotation, molecular function: ubiquitin protein ligase binding; zinc ion binding; protein tag activity. Gene Ontology annotation, biological process: modification-dependent protein catabolic process; protein ubiquitination. Gene Ontology annotation, cellular component: cytoplasm; nucleus. The record is from RefSeq and is a predicted model, not a curated record. The transcript has a single exon. The coding region runs from base 1 to 459 and encodes 152 amino acids. NCBI's taxonomy places the organism in Eukaryota, Fungi, Basidiomycota, Malasseziomycetes, Malasseziales, Malasseziaceae.